AUGGCGAUGGCGUCUGAUCAUGGUCCCUUCUCGAGCGCCAAUAAUGUCUGUGUACACUUGACGAGCAGCAGUAACCUUCUGUAUCCCGCCUACAACUUCUCCGUGCCAGUUGACCAUUUCCACAAUGAAUCGCAAUACGAGCCGCACAGCAACGCCACCUUUCCCUUGCGAUACUGGUUCGAUGCAUCGCAUUACAAGAAGGGCGGUCCCGUCUUCGUGCUGCAGUCUGGGGAGACUUCUGGCGUGGGGCGACUGCCAUUUUUGCAGAAAGGCAUUGUAUCAAUCAUCACUCGCGCCACUAAUGGCAUUGGAGUAAUCCUGGAACAUCGGUACUACGGCACAUCUUGGCCUGUCCCAGACUUAUCAACGCAUAACUUCAGGUUUCUCACCACAGCCCAAGCAAUGGCCGAUGAAGCAUACUUUGCGCAGAACAUCAAGUUUCCCGGUCUCGAAGAACACGGCGAUUUAACAUCCAAGACCACAGCUUGGAUAUCUUACGGCGGUUCUUACGCGGGCGCUUUCAGUGCCUUCCUUCGUCUCCAAUAUCCCGACGUAUUCUGGGGAUCGAUUUCCAGUUCCGGUGUGACCAAAGCCAUCUGGGAUUAUUGGCAGUAUUUCCAGCCGAUUGCUGAGAAAGCUCCUCAAGAUUGCAUUGCCGCGCAGAGGCUGCUUAUAGAUGUUAUUGACAGCAUUUUGAUCGACAAGAGCGACACUAAUCUUCCUACGGAGCUCAAGAGUGUUUUCGGGUUUGAGAACGUUACAUAUCUCACUGGCUUCGCAGACGUUCUGACCAGCCCACUUUCCUAUUGGCAAUCGCUAAACUGGGUACAUUUGCUAUAUCCGGGCACUGAUUCUCUUCGUUCAAGUGUGACUGGUCUUAUACAACGAGGCGGACGUCACGAGCCGAAUGAAAUCCUUGUCGGUUCCAUGCUCAACGCUAUCGGCUACUUCAACCUGACCGUAGUUGACGACUGUGCAAGCCAGAAUAUGACUCAAGAUGAAUGCUUUGGCAGCGAUCACAACAAGACUUACACUUCGGCCACUUCCAUCGAAGAUGCCUAUUGGAAGAGCUGGCCGUAUCAGUAUUGCACAGAAUGGGGCUACCUGCAGACUGGAAACACUCCCAAGGGUGAGCUACCACUGAUUUCAAGGACUUUGGAUCUGGAAUAUCGAAGCCUUAUAUGCCGAAUGGCCUUCAAUAUCACCGAGCCCCCUAAUUUGGAAGUCAUCAAUAAAUAUGGUGGAUACGACAUUUCGUAUCCUCGGCUUGCUAUAGUCGAUGGUGAUUGGGAUCCGUGGAAGCCGGCCACGCCACAUGCAUUUGAAUUUGGCGCGAAGGACCGCAGCAGUAAUGUGUCAGAGCCUUUCAUCCUGAUCUCAGAGGCUGUUCACCACUGGGAUGAGAACGGACUAUUUCCGAACCAAACGACAGCAGAACUGCCACCUCCCAGAAUUGUUGACGUCCAAGCAGAACUCGUGCAAGCUGUACAUUCGUGGAUGCUGGAAUGGGAUUCCAAGCGUAUGAACGAAGGUAGCUACUCAACACAUAACGACUUACGAUGAUGAGACGAGUUCAUGAGAACGGCAGCCAUAUGGCACGCAUUCAACAACUAUUCGCAGAGCAGGAAAGAAUGUGAAGAAGAACUACAAAGUGGGCGAUCGAUAUGUAUCUCUAUGAAAGCUCAUAAAUAGACGAGGAGUAGAUGUAUGCAUGGUUGGCUCGCAGUUCGCGAGCUGCUGAG
Molecule: messenger RNA, 1742 nt
Organism: Pseudocercospora fijiensis CIRAD86
Lineage: Eukaryota; Fungi; Ascomycota; Dothideomycetes; Mycosphaerellales; Mycosphaerellaceae
Exons: 7
Coding region: 1-1563 (520 amino acids)
Biological process (GO): proteolysis
Molecular function (GO): dipeptidyl-peptidase activity; serine-type exopeptidase activity
Source: RefSeq, a predicted model, not a curated record